GCAGUGCACGCGAUUAGCUUGAUCGAAUGGUUCUAUAACAUUUCCUUUUCUUUUUGAACUUCGAUCUCGUGGUUGCUGACGUCGGCGGGGUUCUAUUUUUACAGUGCAGUUCUGUUUUUAAUCGAUCCUUUCAUUUGCGUGGGGUUUGGUGUAUGAUUUGUACCCUUUUGGCAUUUUUUUCUUUAUUUUCGAGAGCGAUGGCUGAAGCACGCGAAAGGACAUUCAUUAUGGUCAAACCUGACGGAGUGCAAAGGGGCCUGGUUGGCAAAAUCAUCAAGAAAUUCGAACAGAAAGGAUUCAAGCUGGUCGCUCUCAAAUUCGUUUGGCCUUCUGAAGAGCUGCUGAAGCAACACUAUGCAGAUUUAGCUGGAAGGCCUUUUUUCCCUGGUUUAGUGAAAUACAUGAGCUCCGGACCAGUUGUGCCUAUGGUUUGGGAAGGUUUGGAUGUUGUAAAGACUGGCAGGGUUUUGCUAGGUGCUACCAACCCAGCCGACAGCGCGCCCGGCACUAUUCGUGGCGAUCUUUGUGUUCAAGUUGGGCGUAACAUCAUCCAUGGUUCUGACGCAGUGGAGUCAGCUAAAAAAGAGAUCGCUCUGUGGUUCAAUGAAAAGGAACUGGUAAACUGGAGACCAGCAACAGAACCGUGGGUGUACGAAGAUUAAUGUGCUCUUUAUAGCAAAAGCCUUCAACUUUGUCAUUUUUGUAAAGUGUAGGUCAAAAACAACUAUUAGGCUAGGUUGCAAAAUAUUUUGUAAAUUGGUUUAAUUUUGUUCACCCUUUUGUGACCCUGGUAAUAUCAGCUGCAUUAUUUUUACACUGCAAGAUUAUUAAAUUUCCUUUUUUUUGGUU
Molecule: messenger RNA, 849 nt
Organism: Cylas formicarius (sweet potato weevil)
Lineage: Eukaryota; Metazoa; Arthropoda; Insecta; Coleoptera; Brentidae
Gene: awd
Product: nucleoside diphosphate kinase
Exons: 3
Coding region: 153-662 (169 amino acids)
Biological process (GO): CTP biosynthetic process; GTP biosynthetic process; UTP biosynthetic process
Molecular function (GO): nucleoside diphosphate kinase activity
Source: RefSeq, a predicted model, not a curated record